Molecule: messenger RNA, 2937 nt
Organism: Esox lucius (northern pike)
Lineage: Eukaryota; Metazoa; Chordata; Actinopteri; Esociformes; Esocidae
Gene: tmc1
Product: transmembrane channel-like 1
Exons: 20
Coding region: 426-2612 (728 amino acids)
Biological process (GO): vestibular reflex; detection of mechanical stimulus involved in sensory perception of sound
Cellular component (GO): plasma membrane
Molecular function (GO): mechanosensitive monoatomic ion channel activity
Source: RefSeq, a predicted model, not a curated record
CACAUACUUCCUGAUUCUCUUUCUAAUUUGGGUUGGGAAAGAUAGUUGGGAUAGUUGAGAUGUUAUUUACUUUAUAGGAUCCAGCAGAGAGGUACCGGGAGGAACAUUUUAGAAAUACACAGUAAGCACCUUACUGACAGGCUAAGCACAUAAGGGGAUAUUGGAUCACCGAGGAGGAACGAAACGAGGAUGCCACAGGAAAAUCUAAUCACCUCAGAGAAUGACAUCAACGUUGGCUUGGACAGUGCAGAUGAAGAGGACAUGGCUGUUGACUGUGCUCAGAGCAGGAAUCACCAGAUGAACAGGAGGAGAACGUGGGGGAGGAGAAACUAGAAGUCUUGACUCCUGAGGAGUUGGAGAAGCUGAAGGAGGCUGUGGAUGAUAGGAAGAAACUUAUCUCUACCCUAAGAGGAAAGCCUCUACCCAUGACGAGAAAACUGCAAACUCUACGGGAGUCCCAGGAAUUUGUGGAGAAAUAUGAGGGAGCUAUUGGGAAAGGAAAGGGUCGAAAGCUGUAUGCCUAUAAAGUCAUGAUGUUAAAGAAAUGGAUGAAGUUUCAGCGGGACUUUGAAAACUUCAAAACUGCUUGCAUUCCAUGGGAGAUGAAAAUCAAAGAGAUUGAGAGCCAUUUUGGCUCAUCGGUUGCCUCCUACUUCCUGUUCCUAAGGUGGAUGUAUGGGAUCAACAUGAUCCUGUUUGGCCUGACGUUUGGUCUGGUCAUGGUGCCAGAGGCUCUGAUGGGCAUGCCGUAUGGCAGCAUGCCCAGAAAGACUGUGCCCAGAGCAGAGGAAGCCAAUGCCAUGGACUUUGCUGUCUUAUGGGACUUUGGGGGUUAUGCCCAGUACUCUGUCCUUUUCUAUGGCUACUACAAUAGCCAGCGCACCAUCGGCUGGCUCAAGUUCCGAAUGCCCCUGUCUUACUUUUUAGUUGGGGUGGGAACGGUGGCCUACAGCUACAUGGUGGUGAUUAGGACCAUGGCCCGGAAUGCUAAUGAGGAUGGGGGCGGAGACAACAACUGCUUCAAUUUCAGCUGGAAGAUGUUCACCAGCUGGGAUUACCUCAUCGGGAACCCAGAGACAGCUGACAACAAGUUCGCCUCCAUCACCACCAGCUUUAAGGAGGCCAUCCUGGAGGAACAGGAGAGCAGAAAGGAUGACAACAUCCACUUGACCCGUUUCCUGCGAGUUCUGGCAAACUUCCUGGUGUUGUGCUGUCUAGCAGGAAGUGGAUAUCUCAUCUACUUUGUAGUGCGUCGCUCCCAGAAGUUUGCUUUAGAGGGACUGGAGAGCCAUACGUGGUGGGAGAGGAACGAGGUGAACAUGGUCAUGUCCCUCCUCGGGAUGUUUUGUCCCAUGCUGUUCGACGUGAUCAGUACUCUGGAGAACUAUCAUCCCCGCAUUGCUCUGCAGUGGCAGCUGGGACGCAUCUUUGCCCUGUUCCUGGGGAACCUCUACACCUUCAUCAUUGCGCUCAUGGAUGAGAUUAACCUCAAACGAGAAGAGGAGGAGAUGGUGAAGCUUAAUAUGACCAUCUGGGAGGCUGGUCUGUAUAAUGAGACCGUGGGAGUGAACAGCACAACCCCUCCCAUCGCCAUCCACCCUGCCGACAUCCCUCGAGGACCUUGCUGGGAAACCAUGGUGGGACAGGAAUUUGUCAGACUCAUUGUGUCGGAUACCAUGACAACGUAUAUCAUGCUCCUGAUUGGUGACUUUCUGCGUGCUGUGCUGGUGCGCUUCCUCAACUACUGCUGGUGUUGGGACCUGGAAGCUGGAUUUCCCUCCUACUCAGAAUUCGAUGUCAGUGGGAAUGUCCUUGGCCUGAUCUUCAACCAAGGCAUGAUAUGGAUGGGUGCAUUCUAUGCACCCUGCCUCCCUGCUCUAAACGUGCUGAGACUUCAUGUGUCCAUGUACCUGCAGUGCUGGGCUGUGAUGUGCUGCAACGUCCCCCAGGAGAGGGUGUUCAAGGCUUCGGGCUCCAACAACUUUUACAUGGCCAUGCUCCUGGUCAUCCUCUUCCUCUCCACGCUGCCCGCCAUCUACACCAUUGUCAGCAUCCCCCCCUCCUUCGACUGUGGCCCCUUCAGUGGAAAAAGCCGUAUGUUUGACGUGAUCCAGGAGACUCUGGAAUCUGAUUUUCCCGCCUGGUUUGGGAAGGUAUUCAGCUAUGCCUCCAACCCUGGCCUGGUGCUGCCUUUCCUGCUACUCAUGGUUUUGGCCAUUUAUUACUUGCAGUCUACAUCAAAAAGCUACAAGCAAGCCAACCUGGAGUUAAAAAAAAAACUUCAAACCCAAAAUGAAGAAAACAAGAAGAAAAAUAAAUUGGCUGCACUGAAAGCCGCCUUGGAUUUAGAGGAGGCUCGAAAUGCUGGGUCAGAAUCGCCACACCAACACAGAAACAACUCUUCUCAACAAUCUCAUAGGGGAGAUAGAGGUGAGAUGAGGGGAGGGGAACACAGGGCUAACCAAGGAAAAGGCAGCCCCCGGGAUCCCCCUCCUACCGACAGAUCCCCGGCUAUGAGGGGCCACAGAAUUGCGGUGCCCCUACCAGGUAACCAAUGGGAAGCAGCACCCAGAGUCCAGAGGACCCCAAACUCACAGAGACAGCGACUAUGACUGCAGCACACAUCUGUAAACGACGAUUGUCUAAUGGACCUUAUGGAUACUGUGUGAAUUGUUAUUUAAAAAAUAUUUUGUGAUUAACUAUUUUGUAAUUUAUCCUUUUUUUCCCUCAUUUGUACAAGCUAUUCUGCACAAUAUAAAAUGUACAUGUUAUAGGGCAAUGUUACAAUUACAUAAUAAUGUGAUUAGUUAGAUUAAAAGGUAUACAUGUUUGCAAGAAUUAUGUUUAUUGGUUUACUGUUUACAUCGACACAUCUGAAAUCAUACCACUCAAUAUUAGGACUUGAUUGACCAUCAAAAUAAAUGUUUUUGCAAAGCC